Merops nubicus (carmine bee-eater) is the source of this 1083-nucleotide messenger RNA. RefSeq names its product premature ovarian failure, 1B (gene POF1B). NCBI's taxonomy places the organism in Eukaryota, Metazoa, Chordata, Aves, Coraciiformes, Meropidae. The transcript has 10 exons. Gene Ontology annotation, cellular component: adherens junction; actin filament; bicellular tight junction. Gene Ontology annotation, biological process: epithelial cell morphogenesis; actin filament organization; bicellular tight junction assembly. The annotation marks the transcript as partial. The record is from RefSeq and is a predicted model, not a curated record. Gene Ontology annotation, molecular function: actin filament binding.
GUGAGCUGCCCCCGGGAGCAGGAGCCGCUCGACUGCCGCUACUUCGGGGAGCUGCUGGCCGAGCUGAGCCGCAAGACCAGCGACCUGCACAGCUGCCUGCUGCAGCACGUGGAGAAGAUCGGGGGCAGGAGCUACGACGUGGAGUUCACGUCUCAGACUGAAGAUAUCGAAGAUUUAAUUCCUAAAGGACUGUCUGAGGCAACAAAGCAGCAGAUUCGUUAUCUCCUCCAGAUGAGAGUGACAUCAGAUAAAUCUUUGAGGCUUGUGCUUUCCACUUUCAAAAAUCUACGUGAAGAGCUUUGCCACCUGCAGGAUGACCUGGGGAAGUUAGAAACCGACAACAUCUUGCUCAAGAAGGAUUUGGCUUUUAAAGAUUCCCAAGUGAAGGAAUAUGAAGCUAUGCUGGCUUCUCUGAGGGAGAACAACCGCCAGCAGCAGCAAGGGCUGAGGGACAGCACAGCCAGGUGUCGCUCGCUGGAGGAGCAGCUCCUCUCCCUGCGGCUCAGCGAGGGGGACAAGGACUGCCAGCUGAAGGAGCUGGAGUACAGCAAGCGAGCCCUGGAGCAGGAGAUCCAGAGCCUGAAGCUGCAGAGCUGCUCCAGUCCAGUGCUGCAGACCACCACGGACGAGCUCUCCAGCCGCUACGUGGAGAUGAUCAAUAACCUGAGGGAGGAUAAAGACCGUGAGAUCCGCAGCCUCAGGAAUCAGUUGUGCCAAUUCCAGCAAGAUAUUUCCAGGAGAGAAGGAAGUAACAGUGACUUGCAAAUAAGGUUGCAAGAACUGACGUCCAUGUUGGAGGCAAAAGAGGCUUUUAUUAAACAACAGCAAGAGGAUCUCUUCAGACUGAAGCAGGAGAAGUUAUCAGGCAGCCAGUCCCCUGGUGUAACAGCCAUCAUCACUAAGAAGUACAGGAACCAGUACCCGAUUCUGGGGCUCCUGUCUGAUGACUACAAGCUCACGUCACCUGUCAAUAAAUCACAGACGAUUGUGAUUGAGAGGACUGGAGAGAUAUGGAAAAAUGUGAGUUUACCCCGAGGUGGACCAUUUGGUCUCCAGAAUUCCCAAGUAUUCCCCAUGGAUUAG